AUGUUGUCUAUUGACAAACGCCUUAUUUUAAAAAUUAUCGUCCUCACAUCCACCUUCUGGAUUGGUGUCCAAUUUAUCCUCUUGCAGUAUCUUGUUAGUCCAACGAUUGAUCAGAAGGUUAGAUCACCUUUGAUGAAUUCUUCGGAUCAAGAGGAUAAUUUGGAACAUGCAGCUCUUAUGAGAGAAGCAGCAGCCUUGCUUUCCCGUUAUGGUGGUGCCGGCGGAGCCGGUUCCUUAUCCCUUCUGGGAGAAGGUGGAAAAGCUGUACGCUUACCCACUCAUCUCAUGGCAGACUCCAAAGCCAAGUUUGCAUUGAAUCAAUUCGAUGUGGUUAUAAGCGAUCUCAUUAGUGUAAACCGUUCCCUCCCUGACGUUCGGCAUGAUUCACCUUUACACGUUUUGUCCUACGAUAUUAAUUCAAUGUAG
This is a messenger RNA of Rodentolepis nana, 426 nucleotides long. Lineage: Eukaryota; Metazoa; Platyhelminthes; Cestoda; Cyclophyllidea; Hymenolepididae. The record is from the annotation of a GenBank genome assembly.